Pecten maximus is the source of this 7303-nucleotide messenger RNA. RefSeq names its product cyclin-dependent kinase-like 2. Gene Ontology annotation, cellular component: nucleus. NCBI's taxonomy places the organism in Eukaryota, Metazoa, Mollusca, Bivalvia, Pectinida, Pectinidae. Gene Ontology annotation, biological process: protein phosphorylation. Gene Ontology annotation, molecular function: ATP binding; cyclin-dependent protein serine/threonine kinase activity. The record is from RefSeq and is a predicted model, not a curated record.
UACAUGCGUUCUGGCAAGUCGGUCCGGGAUUAGCAUGAUCUUUGCUGUCUGUAAUCAUGUUUAGACGAGAUACAUAUUGUUUGUGUGAAUGAAGAUGAGACAACGACACGAAAGACCUUGAGGUUUUAGACGUAACCAAAACCAAAUUGAGAACUCUCCCAUGGAUAGCAAAGUACUGACACACAAUGUCAGGACUUGCAGUAAAGGGAUCUACAGCGCUGAGGACCAUGGAGAAGUAUGAAAACCUUGGUCUGGUUGGUGAGGGCAGUUAUGGAAUGGUGCUCAAAUGUCGCCACAAGGAGACAGGUCAACUUGUAGCUAUCAAGAAAUUCCUGGAAAGCGAGGAUGACAAAAUGGUCAAGAAGAUUGCUUUACGCGAAGUUAGGAUGCUAAAGCAACUACGACACGAUCAUCUAGUGAACCUUAUAGAAGUGUUCCGGAGAAAAAAGAGACUCUAUCUAGUGUUUGAAUUCGUGGAUCAUACAGUUUUAGACGAACUGGAAAAGUGUCCAAAUGGUCUGGAUGAAAACACAGUGAGAAGAAUACUCUGGCAAGUCCUGAAGGGGAUAGAGUUCUGUCAUUUACACAAUAUCAUUCAUAGAGACAUUAAACCAGAGAACAUUUUAGUCAGUAAAUCUGGAAUUGUCAAGUUGUGUGACUUUGGUUUUGCACGAACAUUAGCACAGCCUGGAGAGACAUACACAGACUAUGUUGCCACACGAUGGUAUCGGGCUCCUGAACUCCUCGUAGGGGACACCAAAUAUGGCAGAGCUGUGGAUGUAUGGGCAAUAGGGUGUUUGUUAGCUGAGAUGUUGACAGGAGAACCACUCUUUCCUGGCGAAUCAGAUAUAGACCAACUUUAUCACAUAGUCAAAUGUUUUGGAAAUUUAACUCAACGCCACAAAGAAGUGUUUCUAAAUAACCCUAUGUUUGUUGGGAUGCGGACGCCUGAAGUUCGAGAAGUAUCUCCUCUAGAAAAGAAAUUUACAAGGAUAUCGUCAUUUUCUCUAGAUGUAAUGAAGCAAUGUCUUCGACUAGACCCAGAUGAUCGGCCAAACUGUUCACUGUUGCUGAAGCAUGAGUUUUUCAAUAAGGAUGGAUUUUGUGCUCGUUUUUCUCAGGAUUUGAAACAGAGAAUACAACGUGAAAAUAACAACAAUCCACUUAUCAAAUCUCAGUCAAAUGAAAAGGACGAUGACAACAAAGAUGAUUCCAAGACAUCAAAUUCCAAGAAAAAGAAAAAGGCAGGGCAAUCUGACAACAAAGACUCAAAAGAUAGCAAGGGCUCAAAGCAAGAUAGUGAUCAGAAGAAAAAAGUGUCAGAUGCUGAGAAAAAUAACAAAAAAUCUACUUCAAACUAUGUCAAUGGUACUGUGAACAAUGUGAGUCACUCCAAAUCUGGGGAGGCUAAUGACCAUACAGACUCAAAGGUAGAUAGAAAGUCUGACAAACGGACAGACAAAGAAAAUGUGAAACAUGACCGAGAGUCAAAGACGGAAAAACACGAAAAAGACAAAAGUGAAAAGGAUAAGUAUGAAAAAGACCGCCAUGAUAAAGAAAGUAAACAUGAAAAGGACAAAUAUGAUAGUAAAGAUAAACAUGAUAAGGAAAAACAAGAAAAACAUGAUUUGAAGGAGAAACAUGAAAAGCAUGAUAAAGACCGUCAUGAGAAGGAUAGAGAGAGGGACGGAGAUAAUCAUCUGAAGGAAACGUCGGGAAUGAUUCCUCCCAUCAACAGCACGGGUCAAACCAUUCAUCUGUCUACCCCACAAUCCAUGCCCUCUAUUGGAAGACAGUUGCUAGUCAUAAGCUCACAAUGUCUUAGCUUGGUCAGUCCAAAUAUGGCCAAUGUUUCAACAGUAAACAAUGUGCAUAUAUCAAGUCCGUUGGGUAAUGCCCCUUAUACGGGGCCUGCUCCUCUGAGAUCUCAAGAUCCUUUCCGACACGGAGUAGCCCCCGUGCGACAUGACAUACCUAGGGAUAGAGAUUUGUCACAAGCUUGGGUAAGUGACAAAGUUAUAAAGAAAACAUCAAGUAACUUCACGAAGAAGACUUUGCUGACCAAUCACCAUAGCAACACCAUCAGUCCCCAGCCUCUCCAGUCGGAGAAGAGUUUCCUACACGAUAAGUCCCUGACACGUGUCAAGGCCCAUAGUCCGGAUAAGAAGGAAAAGGAAAGUCUUAGUUUACCGGAACUGAAAGGUGCUGAAGCUCACCCAUCCAAGAUGAAGCUGAAACAGCGUUCAACAGUGGCCACUAUACCACACAUCACUAACCUGGAUCCUUUUAACGCUAAUACGUCGGGUCAGAGCGAUGACAGAGACGGAAACUUGCCAGCCGUAUGACAAUUAACCAUGUAUGGAAAUAUUUAAACAUGAAUUUAAAACUGGAAAAAGCUAGAGGUGGAUGAUGACUAAGGGAACAGUUGGCAUAGCAACCGGAAAGUGUGUGGGGAAUUAGCACUGGAGGAAAAUCACUUCUGUACAUCACAUUAAAUGUUCAUGGAAUAGACAUGAGGUGUCAGUGAAUGUUCGUAAAAACAAAAAAGGAGUGAUUUGGUUUUCAUGGAAUUCAUUUCUGAUGAAGAUAUGACAAUCAGUAGCAUAUCCCAAGGACGUGAAACUCUUUGCCAAGUUGUAACAGAUCACCACAGAAAGAUCUGGAGAUUGUCCUGAUGGUUUAAUUGUGUUGGUUAUGUGUCCAUAGAUAUUGUUUCACUUGACUGUCCUGUCCGAUCCAUUGUAAUGCAAUUGUUGUCAAAAAGAAAUCAAACAGUAAAUUGUUGUAUUAUGUUAUUGUUGAAGCCAUCAUAAUUAAGCCUAAACAGAUGGAGUCAUUUUUCGAAGCGUAUACUCUUGUGAUGAAAACAAAUCUAUGGGGAUAUUUAUCUGAGUGAUUGGAAAUGUUCUUGAAUUGUGUUUUGUCCCUCAGUUCUGCCUCUGUUACGUUUUAUUAUCGUGUUUAUAGAUUUCCAUACAUCUGUUGGGCAGCAUGGUGCAGUGGUUAGUGCCCCGGAUGCCUGGUGAAGGGGUUAGAAGUUUUUUCUGACGCUGCAUACAUUGGUGUCCACCAGAUCUUUUAAUACAGUAUUAUUUGGUCUAGUCUACGUAGCUGUAGAAACUGAUCAUUGACGUGUACAUUAGGGGAAGAUGUCGUUUCAUGGGAACAUUAAAUUAGACACACUUCAUAGUUGUGUUUCUUAAUUAAUAAGGACCUAAAAUUAGUUCACUCUAGUCUGUCAAAUUGUGUAAAUGGAAUGAACUAACUCCAACUCCCAAAAAUAGGAAAUAAUCCUAAAACCGAAAUUCUCACCAAGGGAAGUAACUAUUCUCAUCAAGGGAAGUAACUCAGAAUCAUCUCCUUUCCAGCUAAUGGUUUGACUGUGUGGUUGGUAUGUAAGAAUUAAGAUAAAUCUUUUAAUGAAUAAAACAUUAUUCAUCUUUAUAACAUAUACCACAUUGACAAUUUUCUCAGAUUUCACAGCGUCAAUUUACAGAUUGUUAAGAUAUUGCUCAAUUCCCCUUCACAGUAAACUAGAAAUUAAUUCAUAUUUAAUUGAAAAAUUCAGUAUAUUUUCUUCUCAUUUUAAUGUGAUUACCUAAUACUUAUUAAUUAUCCUAAUUACAUAUUUCAAAGAGGAUGCAUUUUCUCAAUCUGAAUUUUGUGUGAGAUGUAAAACAUGUAUCAUCCGAUCAGUCUUAAUAAAACUUUGUGUGAUGAAAUAUCUUCUAAAAAUAUAAUAAAUAUAAUAAUAAAUAGACAAUUUAAAGAUUUAUUUAUAGAUGAAAUGGGUAAUUCGCUUUAUUUUGUGUCUUAAAAAGAUGAUAAAAUUCAUGAAAUUCAUCAAGGAUUUUUUUUAAGUAUUUAUUCCUCAUUUUGAAGAAUCACUUCAAUGCUCUUAUCAUUUGUUCAACUUUCUGUUAAAUUUUUAACUUAUUUUGAAUUUAGUCUAACAAGCAUUUUAGAUAAUAUAUUGAGUAUUGUUUACUUGUUUAUAUAUUUCUCUCAAAUUCUUGUUUUUCAACAUUUCUAGUCUAGUGUCAUCCAGUUUGAAGUCGUACUUGUUUUAGGAAACUGAGAAAUCCUUUUUUGCAUUGCUUGGACGUUUGACAGUAGGAUAGCGGAUCCAUAAAAAUAACCCCUAAUAAUAUCUUUUAAAGAAAAAGAAUGCUAUUAUUUAUUACAAAUCACUGACUCUUAGUUUGAAAACAAUUGUCUGCAAGAAUGAUAUGAUGUUACCAUUACAUGGUUUAGAGAUUGUUUGAGUAGAUCUUUUUAAAAAAAUGAAUUUAGAUUUUAAAUUCUUUGAAGGUGUUAAUAUGUGCUAGAUAUUUAUUCUGUUAAUAUUAAACUCAUUAUAUGUAAUGUAUGUAGCAGAAUAUUUCUGUUGAUAAAGAAAUCUUUGUUUCUUAAUUUUAUUUACAACAUUUUCCAGUGAAAUAGAGUUAAUUUUAUUUUAAGAAAUAAUAUCUUCAUUGUUUUGGGUCAUUAAAGCCUGGGGCAAUGUUUUGUUAUUUUUUUUAAAAUUAUUUGUUUUCUGUUUUUUCCCCCGCUACAAUCUAGUUGCAUGAUUGGACACAUAAAUCUCUCAGAUAGGCAUUUGAAUACAUCUUUACUAAACUUUGUUUAGCAUUAUACUUUUUGAAGUUUUUUCAUUUGUAAUAUAUUUUCGAUUUAAUAACCACUUUCUUCAUUACCAAUGCAUUUUUAAAUGGCAUUGAAUUAUUUUGAAAAAAAAAAUCAAAACUUUUUCUGGUAUUCAUUUUUAAGCGUGAUCACAUUGUCAUAUAUAUAGAUAAAGAGAAUACUGAAGUAAUACAGUGCUUUUAGAUAUCAAUCAGAGAACAUUAGCAUUUCUUUAUUUCAUUUUGUGUGUGGAAAACAUGAUAUUAAUUAUAAGGUGUGCGAUAAGAUCAUUCUUGAGUAUAUUGUUAUUUGAGAGUUUUCUGUCUAGUACAUGGUGAGUUUGUUUGUCAAUAUUUUCCUGCAAUAUGUUAAUUUCAUUCAUAUCUAAAUUAUAUUUUUGUGUUAAAUAUACUUACUAGCAUAGUCAUUUGUGUGACGUAUAGAUAUAUUCUUGACUUUAUUGUCAAACAAUAUUGAAAUCAAAUAGGAACAAAUGAAUAUAAUAUUCAUUCAAAUAGUUUGCAAUCUCCUAGUCGUGUAGAAUGUGAUUAUUUCCAACGUAAGAUGAGCACAAUUGGGGUUUGAAAUGUUACAUUAUGGAAAUCACUCAAAAUCAGUCAUUGAUAAUGUAAACUAUAUACACACGUAUAUCUAUAUUUUUUUUAUGUUUCACAGAGGCAAGACUGGUAGGAUGAAAUGAUGGUCAUUUAUAAUGUACUAGGAAUUGUAAGAAUGAUAGUUUGCAUUUUUUGUUGAAGAAUGAUAUAUUCUCAAAAGAUUUGAAAACCAUUUGAUCUAGCCAUUUGCAUCAGUCAAGAUCUAGCAGUUUUACUUCGGGAUGAGUUAGCUCCCCUUUUUCAAAAUCAUUCAUUAAACAUAACAAAAUUUUCAUUUAUGCAAAUGAAAGUAUUUAUAAGCUGAUGAUACAGGCCGUGAAAGGCUCUUUCAAGACUUACAACAAAGUAAAACAAGAUCACUUGUCAAUCCUUAUUUUAUAAACGAACAAACUUGGGCCAAAUGGGUCAAAUUGUUUGGACUGUGAUAAACAAAAGAGGCCUAUCUCAAUGAAGAGUUUCAAAGUCCAGGUCUUUUCUGGAUUAUAAUAUAAUGCUGAUGUAUUCUGUUAGAUAUCCCCAUGCAGCAAAACAUACAGAAAUAUUUUAGAUACCUCUCUGCUGUAAACAUACUGAAAUAUUUCAGAUAUUUCCUGCUGUAAACAUACUGAAAUAUUUCAGAUAUUUCCUGCUGUAAACAUACUGAAAUAUUUCAGAUAUUUCCUGCUGUAAACAUACUUAAAUAUUUCAGAUAUUUCCUGCUGUAAACAUACUGAAAUAUUUUAGGUAUUCCCUGCUGUAAACGUACUGAAAUAUUUUAGAUAUUCCCUGCUGUAAACAUACUGAAAUAUUUCCCUGCUGUAAACAUACUGAAAUAAUUCAGAUAUUCCCUGCUGUAAACAUACUGAAAUAUUUUAGAUAUUCCCUGCUGUAAACAUGCUGAAAUAUUUUAUGUAUUCCCUACUGUAAACAUACUGAAAUAUUUUAGGUAUUCCUUGCUGUAAUCGUACUGAAAUAUUUUAGAUAUUCCCUGCUGUAAACAUACUGAAAUAUUUCCCUGCUGUAAACAUACUGAAAUAUUUCAGAUAUUCCCUGCUGUAAACAUACUGAAAUAUUUUAGAUAUUCCCUGCUGUAAACAUGCUGAAAUAUUUUAUGUAUACCCUGCUGUAAACAUACUGAAAUAUUUCAGAUAUUCCCUGCUGUAAACAUACUGAAAUAUUUCAGAUAUUCCCUGCUGUAAACAUACAGAAAUAUUUUAGGUACAUUUAUAUUCCCUCCUGUAAACAUAGAUAUAUUUCAGAUAUUCCCUGCUGUAAACAUACAGAAAUAUUUUAGGUAUUCCCUGCUGUAAACAUAGAUAUAUUUCAGAUAUUCCCUGCUGUAAACAUACAGAUAUAUUUCAGAUAUUCCCUGCUGUAAACAUAGAUAUAUUUCAGAUAUUCCCUGCUGUAAACAUAGAUAUAUUUCAGAUAUUCCCUGCUGUAAACAUACAGAAAUAAUUUCUACAGUUGAGUGUGAUGGGUGUGUUCAUUGUUAGAAUGAAUUGGAAGUAUUGUGUGUGACAGUCAUUGGCGAAAGCUAUGAAAAAAUUAACUGAGUGCAAUGUAGUGUAUGUACAUGUUAUGUAUUACAUAUCUGUAAUCAAAUUAUUAUGAAAAUAUGAAAUACUAUUUCUUUUGCAAAAGACCAAUACAUUGUACAUUUUUUCUUUCUUUUUUUUUUUGAAUUCAUAAAUGCUCCUUUUUUUCUCUUUUUUAUUAAAGUGCAUAAUCUGACCAUAUCGUAAUAUAUAAUUAUCGGUUUAUGAUUACCUUAAUAAGGACUUUGUUGUGACAUAUUUAUUUUAUUUGAAGUCCUCAAAUAUAUUUUGUGUGUAAGUCUGUGUUUUAUCAUUGUUGCUAUAACUGUAAUAUAACCGUGCCAAUGUUUAUAUCAUAUUUUAAUAUAUAUCAGAAAAUGUUGUCUACAGACUGUCCAUUCUAAUCACAAGGUCGCUGCUGCAGAUGACAGGGAUUUGUUGGCAUUUUUAUUUUUGUUUCAUUGUUAUGUUAAAUUUUUGUCUUGAAACUGUAUUCACAGGUGGGUGCUUGUAAAACUCAAUAAACACAAUUUUCAGGAUAAA